CGGUCUCGGCGCUGCCCGUGACCGCUGCCCCGAACGCUCGCUCCGCCCGCUGCGGCUGCUUGGGGCGCAGGACGCAGCACAACCGCGCUGCCACAGAGGGCGCAGAGAGGCGCAGCGUGCGCCUGCGCGGCAGCUGCGUCGACACUGCGCAUGCCCGGGCCACGGAGUCAGUGGGCUGGUGCUGGGACGUCGGUUAACAUGAUGACAGACUUUGAAAAGAACCUCCAUCAGGACAUGAUUACUCAACUGCAUAAUUGUGCUGCUGUUGGAAAUGCAGCCAGACUGAAAGCAUUGCUUAGUCAUUCUCCGUCACUUAUCAAUGCAGCUGCAGAUAAUGGCUGGACAGCUCUCAUGUAUGGUGCCAGAAAUGGACACCUUGAUGUUGUGCAGAUUCUUCUGGAAGAAGGGUGUGACAGGUCCCUCAUUAAUAAAUCAAGGCAGACAGCUCUGGACAUUGCUAAAUUUUGGGGGUACAAGCACAUAGCUAAUUUGUUGGCUAAUGUAAAAGGUGGGCAGAGGCCUAAUUUUCUGUCAAAUGAAGUGAAAGAAUAUGAAAAUUAUUUUGGCUUGACACUUCUGGACAGAAGAACUGAAAAAAGAACAGAUUCAAAAUGGCUAAGCAAAAAACAAAGCCAUCCAACUACAGUAUACAUCCUCUUCUCAAAUCUAAGUCCUUUGGUUACUUCGGGUAGGGAAAUAGAGAGCUCCCAGCAGCCAAAAGUAAAGCUUUGCAGGCUGCACCACAAGGAUGUGGAGCAAUAUAUGAACCAAACUGAAGAAGACAUCUUGAUUUUUCUUGGAGUUGAACUUCAGUUCCACAUGAACCUGCCGAUUGCUUGCAAUGGAGGAGCUUUGCAAGAAGGUGAAGAGGAUGGGUUAGUUGCUUGGUUUGCUCUUAGUGUAGAUUCUGCUUCUGCUGAGAAAUUUAAGCAAAAGCAUGAGGACUGUUACUUUCUUCACCCACCAAUGCCAGCACUGCUGCAGCUACCUGAAAAAGAAGCUGGAGUGGUAGCCCAGGCUAGAUCUGUUCUAGCGUGGCACAACCGCUACCGAUUCUGCCCAACAUGUGGAAGUGCAACCAAGAUUGAAGAAGGGGGUUACAAGAAAAUUUGCUUAAAAGAGGGUUGUCCCAGUCUCCAAGGUGUUCACAACACAUCAUAUCCAAGAGUUGAUCCUGUUGUGAUAAUGCAGGUCAUCCAUCCAGAUGGGAACCACUGUCUUUUAGGAAGGCAGAAGAGGUUUCCCCCAGGAAUGUUUACCUGUCUUGCUGGAUUUGUAGAACCUGGUGAAACCAUAGAAGAUGCUGUUCGAAGAGAAGUAGAAGAGGAGGCUGGAGUCAAAGUUGGACGUGUUCAGUACGUCUCCUGUCAGCCAUGGCCAAUGCCGUCCUCCCUAAUGAUUGGCUGCUUAGCUGUUGCAGUGUCUACAGAAAUUAAAGUUGACAAGAAUGAAAUAGAGGAUGCACGCUGGUUCACUAGAGAACAGGUCGUGGAAGUUCUCACUAAAAGAAGUCAACGUUCUUUCUUUGUGCCACCAGGUCGAGCUAUUGCACACCAGCUAAUGAAACAUUGGAUUGGAAUGAAUCCUAAUCUUUAAUUCAAAUAAUUCAUUUCUUUAAGUUAAAUUACAUCUUCUAGUGAAUGCUAAAUUAGGGAUAAAUUAGAAAGAAUUGUUUAUCUAGGAAGUGUGCAACCAUGUGAAUUUUUGAGCCUUUCCUUUGGUUCCUGAGCUAAACUAUACAGACUUUUGUAGGAUUUUUCAGAUCUGAAUUAAAACUGAACAACAACACAGUGAUUAUCCCAAGCAAGCACGCAAGAAAUAGGUGAAAUUGGUGCCUUGUUAACCUGUCACCCACUGGAAGAAGUCACAGCAUUACAAAGAGGCCUGACCUUGCCUGCUGUUUGAAUUCUGUAUUUACAUCUUCCUAUUUUGUCUUAAUAGUUUCUUUCUCAAUUUUUCCUGUCUCCAUUCUUUACAUUCUGUCUGGCACAAAAAUCAACAUUCAGUGCUGAUAGUCUUACCAACAAUGUUUAUUUUUAAGGUAAUAGCAUAUUUAAAUGCUGAAUAUUUAGUAUUUUGUAUCUUUUACAUUAAUAGCCCUUUAAACUGAGUAUUUAUUCUUCUAGUCUCAUCUGGCCUGCACUUACCAAUUGUACAUCAGCCUGAAUCUAGAGUUAUAAUGCAAUAUUCUGUUUCUGAAAAAGGUAUUGGCGAAUCGUCCCAAAAAGCCUAAAUAUUAAUAUUAGAUGUUUUUAUAAGAUAUUUUACUCUAGGCAGUGAGUUAUUCCAUUCUCUGGUAAUCAGAAAUGAAACUGUAGAGUAAUGGAGGAAAGAAAUAGAUUAAUCAAACAAGACAACAUCUCAAAAUUUGUACAAAGUUAUUUUAUGGAAAUGGAGACGCUAAGAUUGUUAGUGCUAUUAAGAAUUUUACAGUUGAAAGAUAUACAUUAACCCUAGCUGUAAGACUGGGAAAGCAAUAUAUGAAUUAAAAUAUUUACUUGUGUAUAUUUAAUGGUAAAGUUCAAAUUUGUGCCUUAAUUUAUUGUGUUACUGAAAAUAAUGUUAAUAUUAUUUCAAAAUUUAAGGUUGUGAAAACGUAUUGGUUUUACUAUUAAUGUCAUUAUGUAGUGGUUCAGUUGUCUGUGAUUACAGUCAUUCCAGUGAUACAAAAAAAAACGCAAAUGACCAGAAGGAAAUACAAUGAUAAAGUAAUAAAUAUUAAUAUACUAUCACAUGGUGAUUUGUUUAUUCAGAUUAAUUUGAACAUUUUUUUAAAUCAAUUAAUUCUGUCAGAUUUGUUUCAAAAUUCUCUGCAAACUGGAAUCAAUAAAAAUGUUUUAGAAAUCCUAA
Molecule: messenger RNA, 2850 nt
Organism: Columba livia (rock pigeon)
Lineage: Eukaryota; Metazoa; Chordata; Aves; Columbiformes; Columbidae
Gene: NUDT12
Product: nudix hydrolase 12
Exons: 7
Coding region: 151-1596 (481 amino acids)
Biological process (GO): NAD+ catabolic process; NADP+ catabolic process
Cellular component (GO): cytosol; peroxisome
Molecular function (GO): metal ion binding; protein binding; NADH pyrophosphatase activity
Source: RefSeq, a predicted model, not a curated record